Messenger RNA from Rosa rugosa (rugosa rose), 1863 nucleotides. RefSeq lists its product as uncharacterized. Bases 54 to 1661 code for a protein of 535 amino acids. The record is from RefSeq and is a predicted model, not a curated record. Gene Ontology annotation, cellular component: nucleus. The transcript has 6 exons. NCBI's taxonomy places the organism in Eukaryota, Viridiplantae, Streptophyta, Magnoliopsida, Rosales, Rosaceae.
UUUACCUCUGCUCGUCGCAAAAACAGAACGAAGAAAAUACGGCGCGCUAAAAAAUGGAGGAAAGCUCCGGCGCUCUCUCCGACGCCGCAAUCGAAACCCUAAGAAGCCGAGGAUGGUGCUUCGGCGGCGACUUGGAGCAAGUCCAAGCGAUGAUCCUGAUCCACUCCGCCUUGGCCGACGACACCCGAACGGUGGUGAACUCAGUCGAAUCGGAGCUCCUCAACAUGGAUCUCAAAUCCGUCGGAGCCAAGUCGUUGCCCGACCCGGCCGCUCUUCGCAAGUCAUCUCAUCUUGUCGGUCCCAAAGUUCUCCAGAUAGCUUGGGUUAGAGACAUUACGAGUAGUAAUGUUGACGAUUUUGCGAGGAAUUCUAGUCGGCGGCUUUUGAAACUUGGUCUCAGUGAUGGACAUGGUGAGGUAGCAGCUAUAGAGUACUUCCAUAUCCCUUCAUUCUCCGACGACGUCGUUCCGGGCACUAAGGUCCGCCUGGAAAAUAAAGCUAUUAUACGAAAUGGGAUGGUAUGUUUGACUCCUAAAGUCUUGACCGUGUUAGGAGGUGUUGUUCAGUCCCUUUAUGAAGAAUGGCAGAUGAAUAAAAAAUAUUCAGGUUUUUCGCGUUCAACUUUAAGGCUUUCAAAGGAAAGCGAUGGUAAUGGCCCUCCUCCAUUUGAGAAGUUGCAAGUUGGGGCACCCAAAACUCAGUUUCCUCGGCAGGACAAGUCUUAUCAGUCUGAUGUUAACACUAAGAGCAGCGAUCCUACUAUCAGAUCUUCUGAGAUAAGACCAUCUGGAAAGCAACAGCAGAACCUUCUUUCAAAGUCAAAUGGUAUUGAUAACCCUAAUAAGAAAAAUGACGUGGAUGUCAAUCUAAAGACGGAUUCUGUUAAUGAAAGAACUGAAGAUAAACCUAGUAGCUCUGCAACAAGGCCAAAAGAAGUUGUUGAAGCUGUCCCUGUUCAAAACCAAGCAGCAGCACAGAAACUCCUCCAGAAAAUGAGUCAUCAAAACCAGGAUAGUAGGCAUUCAAGAGGUAGAAAAUUUAGAGGCAAGGGUAGGGAGGAAGAGUCGGAGGUAUUCACUUUGGAAGAAUGGGAAAAGAGGAAAGCUGGGGCAAAGCCUUCCAUAACCGCCACUUCUGCAGUUGUUCAUCGUGAUGAGGAACUUGCUUGGCAGCUUCAAAAUCAGUUUGAUUUAGAAGAUUCUCAUGCACAAAUGGGUCCUCAAAAUGUGGAGGCAGAGGAUAUUAAAUUGAGCAUGUUUAAGUAUGAGAAGAAUGACGACUGGGGUAGUGGAAUGGGAAAUGAGAGGAGAGGGAGAGGGAGAGGGAGAGGGAGAGGGAGAGGAAGGGGAAGAGGAUGGGAAGAUGACGACGGUGGUUAUGGAUCGGAACAUGGAAGGAGCGGAACAGGGAGAGGAUGGGGAAGAAGGGAUGAUGGUGGUGGUGGUGGUGGUUAUGGAAUGGAACAGGGAAGGAGCGGAAGUGGGAGAGGAUGGGGAAGAAGGGAUGAUGAUGGUGGGGGUUAUGGAAUGGAACAUGGAAGGAGCGGAAGUGGGAGAGGAUGGGGAAGAAGGGAUGAUGAUGGUGGGGGUUAUGGAAUGGAACACGGAAGGAGCGGAAGUGGGAGAGGAAGGGGAAGGGGGAGGGGGAGUAGAGGGAGAUGAAGUGGAACAUUUGAUUGAAUUUUUGUACCUCCUAUCUGAUUUUCCAAUCUUUUUUGUUUUGUGUCAGGUAGAUUUUGUUCUUGAUACAUGGUCGUGGUGAAAUCUCAUUUCCUAGUGUAUUUUUCCGGUUUUGCUUCAUUUGUUCUCAUUACUCGACAGAGUUUUGUCUCCCGUUUCUUUAUGUCAUAGUCUCUUUGCUGAA